Thyridium curvatum is the source of this 1077-nucleotide messenger RNA. RefSeq lists its product as uncharacterized. Gene Ontology annotation, molecular function: nucleotide binding. Lineage: Eukaryota; Fungi; Ascomycota; Sordariomycetes; Thyridiales; Thyridiaceae. The record is from RefSeq and is a predicted model, not a curated record. Bases 1 to 1077 code for a protein of 358 amino acids. The transcript has a single exon.
AUGAGUAACAAAGAUGGCAUGAACUACGCCCCGAAGGGCAAACCCCAGCCAGUGGUCGAAGCGGGCACGUUCGUCAUCGCGGCAGCAGCACUAGACCAUUCACAUGUCUACGGCAUGUGCAACGGGCUCGUUGAGGCGGGCGCGACCCUGAAGUGGGUGUGGGACUCUGAUCCGGCCAAGGCCGAAGCAUUCGUUCGUCAAUACCCAGAGCACAAGGUUCAAAUCGCCGACUCGCUGGACACAAUUCUCAACGACAGCACGGUGAAGCUCGUGGCAAGCGCGGCCGUCCCCUCGGAGCGCUGUGCACUUGGCCUGAAGGUGAUGGACGCCGGAAAGGACUACUUCACCGACAAAGCCCCGCUGACCACACUGGCGCAACUGGAGGCGGCGAAGCGGAAAGCGGCGGAGACCGGCCGGAAGUAUGCCGUCUACUACAGCGAGCGACUUCACAACGAGAGCGCGGUCUUUGCCGGGCAGCUCGUCGAGCAAGGGGCUAUCGGCCGCGUGAUACAAACGCUCGGUACAGGCCCGCAUCGCGAAGGCGCGCAGGGCCGUCCCGGCUGGUUCUACGAGAAGGAGCUCUUUGGCGGCAUCCUCUGCGACAUUGGCAGCCACCAGGUCGAGCAGUUCCUGUACUUCACCGGCAACGCCGACGCGCAGGUGGUGGCGAGCCAGACGCGCAACUUUGCGCACCCGCAGCACCCGCGGUUCGAGGACUUUGGCGACGCGGUGCUGGCGGGCGAGAACGGCGCGACGGGCUACUUCCGAUGCGACUGGUUCACGCCCGACGGGCUGAGCAGCUGGGGCGACGGGCGCCUGACGAUCCUGGGCACCGAGGGCUACAUCGAGGUCCGCAAGUAUGUCGACAUCACGCGCGGCGAGCAGGACGUCGUCUACCUGGUCAACAAGGACGGCGAGGUCCGUCACCCAGUGGCCGGCAAAGUGGGCUUCCCCUUCUUUGGCGAGCUGGUUCUGGACUGCGUCAACCGCACGGAGAACGCGAUGUCCCAGGCGCACGCAUUCAAGGCCGCGGAGCUUUGCAUCAAGGCGCAGAUGUUGGCCAACGCACGUCCCUGA